Molecule: messenger RNA, 1266 nt
Organism: Rhinopithecus roxellana (golden snub-nosed monkey)
Lineage: Eukaryota; Metazoa; Chordata; Mammalia; Primates; Cercopithecidae
Gene: C20H16orf86
Product: chromosome 20 C16orf86 homolog
Exons: 4
Coding region: 163-1107 (314 amino acids)
Source: RefSeq, a predicted model, not a curated record
UCCGCCGAGUGUGGGCUCCGCGGUCGCCGGUUUCGCUUCCCAGCUCUGCCCUCUCUUGCUGGCCGGUCUCCGGGGUCAGCGCGGGGCCACCAUCCAGCCGCUCGGGGCCUUCCCCAAGCAGCUGUGGAGGAUGCACUGAGCCUGCGCAGCCAUGGCCUCGGCAUGGCGGAGAGGCGGCCGGGGGUCCAGGAGGCUACGGUCGUGGGGCAGGGACAGCUCGCGGAGGAACCCGGCAGCGCUCAGACCUCCGAGUGUCCAGUGGCGGGAGAACAUUUCCUGGUGCCAGCCCAUGAGGCCCGCAGAACCCAGGGUGAAGACCAGCGCCCAGCAGGCGCAGCUUCGGAGCUGGAGCUCCAGGAGGAAGGACCCAAGCUGGGGGAGGAGAGACCCAAGCCGGAAGCCGGGGCGCUAGAGGAGAGAGGCCCCAGGCCCGUGGUCUCCAUUGUGAGGCCCCGUCAUGGUCCAAAGAGAAAGCCUGUCAAGUCCCUCAGCCUCCCGGGCCUUCGUGCCCAUCCCAAGGCUGAAGCUGAGCUGCCACCCAGGCUGCCGCUGCAGGAGGAGGAGCCAGAGGGCAGCCAGAGUGAGCCCUCACCAUCUGCCAGACAGCACAAAAAAGCCAAGAAGCGCAAGAGCCUGGGGGCUCCCGUGCUCCACGCUGUGGCCAGCACAGUGUCUGCACCCUUAGAGACAUUGGGGCUGGAGCGAAAGGCCCAGCGCCUGCGGCCCCUGUACCAGUACAUCAACUAUUGCAACCCCGAGCUGAACCAGGCAGGGGAGGGGGACGGGGAGGCUGAGAUGGAGGCAGAGGCAGAGCUGGCCCUGGUUCCCGAGGAGGCAGGUGUGGAGCAACUGCAGGCCCUGCUGCCCUUGGCAGGUGAGCUGGGCCCAGGCCUCGUUUUGCCCUGUCCCAGUCCAUUAGUGACCCCUAUCCAUGCUCUGGCUUCCCUCGGAGAGGAGGCUGGAGAGGAGGCUGGGGGCUUGCCCAGCUUGGGGGUGAGUGACCACCACAAGGCUGAGGUGGAUAAGUCAACCCAGGUGGACAUCGACAAGAUGCUGAGUGUCUGCACUGCUCCGCUUGUCCCCCCGCUCUCUCCUCAGUACAAGUGACUGUCCCGCCCCACUGGUGGCUCCCCUCCUUCCAUGCCUGAAUUUGGCUUCAGGCUUCCUGUGGGCCUAGGCCCUCUGGUGGAGGGGGGCAAAUUUGGCACCUGCCCCCACUUGGGACUUUGGGCUUGCUGAAAAUAAAUAUUUUUCUUUUUCAAAGAC